Molecule: messenger RNA, 315 nt
Organism: Staurois parvus
Lineage: Eukaryota; Metazoa; Chordata; Amphibia; Anura; Ranidae
Source: the annotation of a GenBank genome assembly
CACCGAGUCGUCUGGCAAGACAGUGGGCUCCGAGUCAAUAGGCACGACAGUGGGCACCGGGUCAUCAGGUAUCGGAUUGUCUGGCUCGACAGCGGGCAUCGGGUCACCAGGUAUGACAGCGGGCACUGGGUCACCAGGCAUCAGGUCAUUUGGCUGCCAGCGGGCACCGCGUCAUCUGGCAAGGCAGUGGGCACCGGGUCACCAGGUACCGGAUCAUCUGGAUCAACAGCGGGCAUCGAGUCAACUGGCCUAAUAGGAUCUCGGGCUGGAUCAGUUCAUCAUGCUGAGUAGCGGCAUCAGGCUGAAUGCAGGCAU